Molecule: messenger RNA, 1345 nt
Organism: Solanum dulcamara
Lineage: Eukaryota; Viridiplantae; Streptophyta; Magnoliopsida; Solanales; Solanaceae
Product: PGR5-like protein 1A, chloroplastic
Exons: 11
Coding region: 89-1063 (324 amino acids)
Biological process (GO): photosynthetic electron transport in photosystem I
Cellular component (GO): chloroplast thylakoid membrane
Molecular function (GO): oxidoreductase activity, acting on iron-sulfur proteins as donors
Source: RefSeq, a predicted model, not a curated record
CAUUCAAGAUUUUUCCCACAAUGCAUCCAAUUUUUCUUCUUUUUACUUCCUUUAAUUUUCUUCACAUUUCCUGCCACCUCUAUUACGAAUGGCCUCCAAACUUGGCUUCAGUAUAACAAGUUCUAGACUUUUUCAUGCCCCUUUUAAAAGACCAAUCUUUUCUGCUUCUUUACCUGCUGGUUCUUCACCAAGGCUCCCAUUGAUCCCUUUUGGUGCCAGUAGAAAGUUGUCUAUUAGAAGAAAGUUGUUGAUUCUUUCCCCUAAGGCCACUGCUGACCAGCCAGGUCAGGUCAAAGAAGAUGAGGCUGAGGACACCAAAAUUUUGCAGUAUUGUAGUCUUGACAGGAAAGAAAAGAAAUCCAUGGGGGAAAUGGAACAAGAGUUUCUUCAAGCACUACAAUCAUUCUACUAUGAAGGAAAGGCCAUAAUGUCGAAUGAGGAAUUUGAUAACCUCAAGGAAGAACUAAUGUGGGAAGGGAGCAGCGUUGUCAUGCUAAGUGGCGAUGAACAGAGAUUUUUGGAAGCUUCUAUGGCUUAUGUAUCUGGGAAUCCAAUUUUGACAGAUCAAGAGUUCGACAAGCUGAAGUUGAAGCUGAAGAUGGAUGGCAGUGAUAUUGUGGUUGAGGGUCCACGAUGCAGUCUCCGUAGUAGAAAGGUUUACAGUGACCUUUAUGUUGAUUACCUGAAGAUGUUUUUGCUAAAUGUUCCUGCCGCUGUUGUUGCGCUUGGAUUGUUUUUCUUCCUUGAUGAUUUGACAGGAUUUGAGAUUACCUAUCUUUUGGAGCUUCCGGAGCCAUUCAGUUUCAUUUUCGUGUGGUUUGCCGCUUUGCCCUCCAUACUGUGGUUAUCCUUUACAAUUACAAACGUUAUCAUUAAAGAUUUUCUUAUCUUAAAGGGCCCCUGUCCGAAUUGUGGAACAGAAAACACUUCUUUCUUUGGUACCAUAUUAUCUAUAUCUAGUGGAGGUAAAUCCAACCAAGUGAAAUGCACAAAUUGUGGUACGGAGAUGGUCUAUGAUUCAGCCACACGCUUAAUCACAUUGCCGGAAGGAAGUAGCGCAUGAAAUCUAGGGUGAUAUGUGUGUGAGACAUCUGCAAAGAGAUUGCACUAACACCAAUUUGCAUGGGAGGGAGAUCAUAUCAAUAUGUACAUGAUGAGAGCAAUAUGUAAAAAUUAAAAACCAUUUCUUAUGUUAAAAUGGUGGAUACUUUGUAAUUUGCAGUGUGUCAAUAUGUAGUUAAAAUAAUGUAUGUAUAUACCAUAGGCUAAAAAUUUAACAAAUUUUAUGGAGCGGGAGAUCAUGAAUGUUUUGAUUCAGAUAAUCAAAUAUCCUGAAUAGAGUUGA